AUGCUCACGGCGGAAGAGCUCCGCCAGAUUGUCUUUGAAACGAAGGUCCAAGGGAUGCUGAUGGGUGGCUCUGCACUUUUCCGUGCAAAUGGUCAGACUCAGUUUGGUGCACGCAAACUCAUAUCUCUAGUACAUGGCGCCGACAAUGAAGAGGGAGGACUCCAAAACCUGGAUGGGGUGGCGACCAUUGACCUGCCCAUCGCCAUGUGGAGACUGCCUGGUGAUGAUCCCAUUCAGCUGCUCAAGGAUUUCAUAGCUCAUUGUGAUGGACAUUAG
Ostreobium quekettii is the source of this 276-nucleotide messenger RNA. Lineage: Eukaryota; Viridiplantae; Chlorophyta; Ulvophyceae; Bryopsidales; Ostreobiaceae. The record is from the annotation of a GenBank genome assembly.